Saprolegnia parasitica CBS 223.65 is the source of this 761-nucleotide messenger RNA. RefSeq lists its product as hypothetical. NCBI's taxonomy places the organism in Eukaryota, Oomycota, Saprolegniomycetes, Saprolegniales, Saprolegniaceae. The transcript has 2 exons. Bases 27 to 704 code for a protein of 225 amino acids. The record is from RefSeq and is a predicted model, not a curated record.
UCGUACCGAGAGCGCAUUCCCACACCAUGUACCGCUCGAAGGAGCUCAAUAAGAACAUCGCCAAGAGCUACCUCAGCGUUGGCGACCCGUACCGCGACCCGCACAUCAUUGAAGGCAAGAGCGACCGGCACAAGAGCAAGCAAUUCCAGACCGCGCCAGCAAAAGACACGUGCGAUGGGAAAGGGUACUUUGAGAGGAAGAUAUAUGCGUCGGAUCCUCUCGUCGACGGCGUCAUGUACCUCAAGACGCAGCCACCCGAGACGCGGAAGGCCGGAUUUGGCACCAAAGACGCGAGUCGACGCGACGAGUUUAUGAGCCACGUACGCACCGAGCAGUACCGCGAGACGUUGCACCGGGAAGACACGAUCGCGCAGACCGGUAUCGCCAAGCACCGGGCGACGCACCCGGACGAGGAAGACGAGGAUGCCAUCGACGCCAAGCACCAGUUUCCCGAAGGUCUCAAGGAAACCAAGUUCCUCUACGACAUUGGGCGCACCCAAGUGACCGAGUUCAACCAAAAGAGCCACCGGGACACGUUCUACACGCUCCGGACGGGCAACUCGCAGUUCCGGCGCAAUAAUGGCCACUUCGUGCUCAGCUCCGAGUCCGUCGGCGUCGGCGCGUCGCAAGUCGGCAACAAUGGCACCCACGCCCGCAACGCGUGCACGAAGCAAUUUUACGACCAUAGUCACCUGCACACCUAAACACUUCCACUCUCCUAUCUUGAAAACACAAUGAUGUCAACAAGGGAUUUGACCACG